Tetrahymena thermophila SB210 is the source of this 762-nucleotide messenger RNA. RefSeq lists its product as hypothetical. The transcript has a single exon. Lineage: Eukaryota; Ciliophora; Oligohymenophorea; Hymenostomatida; Tetrahymenidae. The record is from RefSeq and is a predicted model, not a curated record.
AUGAAGGUAGAAUAGCAUUCUGAUUGCUAUAUAUCCCCAAACUCCUCAUCUUCAUAAGAAAGAGCUCCAAAGAAAAAGAAGGAAGUUCCUUUGUAGGAAAGAAUUAUGCACAUGAAAAAGCUUAAUGUAUUUCCUCUUGUCAAAGUAUCUCAUCUUUACUAUCACUAAUUGCUAAAACUAGCAAGGUUAUAAAGGCUAUCAUCUCAGCAGUUGUAGGACAUUAAUUAGUCUAUUCAAAAUUUAUUUGAAAAUAACUAAUAGCCUAAGAAUACUGCUACAAAGACUUAGCUCUAGCUAUGUAUUAUGAGCAUUUUGAAUCCUCAAACAAUCUUAGACAAAUUUAAUGAUUAUAGUGAUCCCAAAAGAAAAAAAGACGAUAAUUGGUAAGAAAUUUGUCAAACAAUAGGCUUAUUAUUCAAAAAAGUGAAUUCGCAAGAAGUGAAAACAUGCGUGUAAUUAAAGUUGCUUCUCUCACUUUAAAUCAUGGGACUGUACAUCUUGGGUGUAGAAGAUGCUAUUUCGUUUAAAUUAAAUGCCAAUAUUUCAUAAAAGUCUUACAAAAAUGAUAUAUUCCUUGAUAAUAUACUAAAUGAUUAAGAAAAAUAUACUCAUCUCAAUUAAAAAAUAUAUGCAAUACAAUAAGAAUUUUAAAAUAGCAAAUAACAACUUUUAGAAAAAAUGCGCUAAAAUAUCAAACAACUAACUAAUGAAGAAAAUAAGUAAAUCAAUGACUUUAUGGAAUCUAUUUUCUUUUAAAUUUGA